Molecule: messenger RNA, 498 nt
Organism: Penicillium concentricum
Lineage: Eukaryota; Fungi; Ascomycota; Eurotiomycetes; Eurotiales; Aspergillaceae
Exons: 2
Coding region: 1-498 (165 amino acids)
Molecular function (GO): zinc ion binding
Source: RefSeq, a predicted model, not a curated record
AUGAAUAUCAAUUCUACUCCUAACUUCUUUAUUGAUCAACUCAUCACAGAACUGGGAAUUUCAAACCUGAAACCAUUGAUGUUAACUUUACACUGUCUAUUCCCAAAUGACUUCCUCCCUGCCCUUGAUAUCCUCGACCGCAAACUAACAGAGGAUAUUUUUAUCGUGAUAUCUGCAUCGGAACCUUCACUCCCAUCCCAAAAGGGCUAUGAGGUUCGGCUGCGUGCCUGGAAUUGCAGCUGUCCUACAUUUACCUUGUCUGCAUACCGAGAUCAACUCCCGGCGAAUCAUCCGGCAAACGAACAGAACCAGUUGCCCUACUCAUAUGGCGGAACUCUUGCUCGUGGUACGGCUCGGGUGUCACCUCCUACCUGCAAACAUAUCCUAGCCUGUAUUUUGCAUGCACGGUGUCCUGAGCUGUUCGGGGUUGACGGGGAUGGUAGAUUCGCCGUUUCCAUGGAGGAAUUGGCGGGCUGGUGUGCUGGCUGGGGUGGUUGA